GGAAGCGGCGCCGCCAUGGAGGAGGACGAGCCGGAGCUGGAGGCCGGGCUGGAGGCGGCGCUGGAGCUGGCGCCCGCCGUGCAGGCCGCCAUCGAGCAGGUAUUUCCCAGCCAAGAUCCGUUGGACAGAGCAGAUUUCAAUGCUGUGGAGUAUAUUAAUGCUCUCUUUCCCACUGAGCAAUCUUUGGCAAACAUUGAUGAAGUCGUGAACAAGAUCAGGUUGAAAAUAAGGAGGUUGGAUGACAACAUCAGAACUGUGGUGAGGGGCCAGACCAACGUGGGACAGGAUGGCAGGCAGGCCCUGGAAGAAGCCCAGAAAGCCAUUCAACAGCUCUUUGGUAAAAUUAAGGAUAUUAAAGACAAGGCUGAAAAAUCUGAACAAAUGGUGAAGGAAAUCACCAGGGACAUCAAGCAGCUGGACCACGCCAAGCGUCACCUGACCACCUCCAUCACCACCCUCAACCACCUGCACAUGCUGGCAGGGGGGGUGGAUUCUCUGGAGGCUAUGACCAGGAGGAGACAAUAUGGGGAGGUUGCCAACCUUCUGCAAGGCGUGGUGAAUGUGUUGGAGCACUUCAACAAAUACAUGGGGAUCCCUCAGAUUCGACAGCUCUCUGAAAGGGUGAAGGCAGCACAGAACGAGUUGGGGCAGCAGAUCCUGGCUGACUUCGAGGAGGCCUUUCCUUCCCAAGGUACAAAGAGGACUGGUGGGCCCAGCAAUGUCCUACGUGAUGCCUGCCUGGUAGCCAACGUCCUGGACCCCAGGAUCAAACAGGAAAUCAUCAAGAAAUUCAUUAAACAACACCUCUCCGAGUAUCUGGUCCUUUUCCAGGAAAAUCAAGAUGUGGCCUGGCUGGACAAGAUUGACCGGCGCUACGCCUGGAUCAAGAGGCAGCUGGUGGAUUAUGAGGAGAAGUACGGGCGCAUGUUCCCCGCAGAGUGGUGCAUGACGGAGCGCAUCGCCGUGGACUUCUGCCACAUCACCAGGGCAGAGCUCUCCAAGAUCAUGCGCACCAGGGCCAAGGAGAUUGAGGUGAAAUUGCUUCUGUUUGCAAUUCAGAGAACAACCAACUUUGAGGGGCUCCUGGCCAAGCGCUUCUCAGGCUGCACCCUUGCUGAUGGCACAGGGCAGAAGAAGCCAGAGGUGCCACCUCCCUCCACCAACCCCUUUCUGGAAGAUGAAACUGGGGCAGAGACAGAUGAGAUUGUGAUGGAGAAAAGUGAUACAGACAAACCAAAGAAGCCAAAGGUCCCUGACAAUCCUUUCCAUGGCAUUGUUUCCAAGUGCUUUGAGCCUCACCUUUAUGUGUACAUUGAGUCCCAGGACAAGAAUCUGGGAGAGCUGAUUGACAGAUUUGUGGCUGACUUCAAGGCUCAGGGUCCCCCCAAGCCCAACGUGGAUGAAGGGGGAGCUGUGCUGCCCAGCUGUGCCGACCUCUUUGUGUACUACAAGAAGUGCAUGGUGCAGUGCUCCCAGCUCAGCACUGGGGAGCCCAUGAUAGCCCUGACCACCAUCUUCCAGAAGUACCUGAGGGAAUACGCCUGGAAAAUCCUCUCUGGAAACCUGCCCAAGACAACCAGCAGCAGUGGUGGGCUCACCAUCACAAGCUUGCUGAAAGAAAAGGAAGGCUCUGAAGUGGCCAAGUUUACUUUAGAAGAGCUCUGCCUCAUUUGCAGCAUCCUGAGCACUGCAGAAUAUUGCCUGGCCACCACCCAGCAGUUGGAAGAGAAGCUCAAAGAAAAAGUGGACACAAGCCUAAUGGAGAGAAUCAACCUGACAGGAGAGAUGGACACUUUCAGCAUUGUGAUCUCCAACAGCAUCCAGCUGUUAGUGCAGGACCUGGAUGCAGCCUGUGACCCUGCCCUGACUGCCAUGAGCAAGAUGCAGUGGCAGAAUGUGGAACAUGUUGGUGACCAGAGUCCUUAUGUCACCUCAGUGAUCCUGCACAUCAAGCAGAAUGUCCCCAUCAUCCGUGACAACCUGGCCUCCACCAGGAAGUAUUUCACUCAGUUCUGCAUCAAAUUUGCAAACUCCUUCAUUCCCAAGUUCAUUAACCAUCUCUUCAAGUGCAAACCUAUCAGCAUGGUGGGUGCAGAACAGCUGCUGCUGGACACUCACUCUCUGAAGAUGGUUCUGCUGGAUCUGCCCUCCAUUGGGUCCCAAGUGGUGAGGAAGGCUCCUGCCAGCUACACAAAGAUAGUGGUGAAAGGCAUGACUCGGGCUGAAAUGAUCCUGAAGGUGGUGAUGGCUCCACACGAGCCCCCAGUUGUGUUUGUGGACAAUUACAUCAAGCUCCUCGCUGACUGCAGCACUGACACAUUCCAGAAAAUCCUCGACAUGAAGGGCCUGAAGAGGAGCGAGCAGAGCAGCAUGCUGGACCUGUUCCGCCUGCGCCUCCCCUCUCCUCCCCCCGGCGGCGACGGCUCCGGCUCGCUCUCGCUGAGCACUCCCACGCCCGAGCAGGAAUCCUCCCGCAUCCGCAAGCUGGAGAAGCUCAUCAAGAAGAGGCUCUGAGGGAGCACGGGGGAGCUCCCUGCCCCGGGGCUGCUGAGCUGGGCAGGUUGUGAUUUACACCCUGUGCUGUCCCUCCCAGCCCCCCGUGAUCUCUCAGCCAUCGGCGCUUUCAGACCGAGGAGGAGGAAUCUGAGCAAGGUGUUUGCCCUCAGCUUAGCAGGAGUGAAACCCAGGGCAUUGCCAGGUCCGUGUGGUGGAGGGAAUAGAGGCACCUGGAAUUCAUCAGUACAGAAAGCAUUCAGGUGGAUUCAGAGCCUGUCUGGCUGUGAUGCACUUGGGGUCACAGCUUUUACCCUGGCUGAGCUCCUGCUGCAGCACUGAGGGUUUUGCCUCAGUUCUGUGUUAGCGCUCACUCCCUGCUGCAGGGCUGUUCCUCUGAUUCAUUAUUUAUUCUGGGGUGGGGGGAACCAACCCCAUCACCACCAUGAAAACCCCAACCCUCUGUCAGCUGGGAUCCAGGCACCUGCAGCUCCACUGGAUCAAUGAGAUGCCCAGGAGGGAACCCCAGGGCAGAUUUCUCCCCUGCUCCCAGGACAGGCAUGCACAAAGCACCAUGAAACAGAAAGGCAAAUCCUUGGCACCUCUGCUGGCCUGCAGGGAGAGGUGCUGGCUCUGUCAGGGAGCCAGGGCCACUUGGUGCCACAGGAGGCUUUCAGCAGCCUCAGGCUUCAAGGCCCUCCUCCUCCUCCUGUUCCUCUGAGCCUCAGCUUGCAGCACUGCAGAGGGGAGGAGAAGCAGCAGUGAAAUGUUUUGGAUAACCCAGCCCCUCUUCCCAUGGGCCAGCUCCUGGCUCCCAGGCACAGAGCCAGCGUGGAGCAGGGCUGGGAUCAGUGGAUGCUUCUCCAAGGAGUCUCCAUGCACUGAGGCCUCACCUUUUAUUAGCACUGCUGGAUUUCUUCCCAAACUCCUCUGUGCCCUUUCUGGGAGACUUUGAAGGCGUAUCCCCAACCAUGAGUGCAUCCCAAAUGGAUGUAGGGCAGAUCAACCAGUCGUGCCUGUGUUAUUUAACCCAAGCUUCACUUGCAUGUGCAGGAAAGGGAAAUCCUUUACCAGUGUGGCAGGUGAGGAACAACCACGCUGUCAGAUGCCUUCCUGGGAGGGUUGUGCUCCCCACCAGGGCAAGUUUGGGCCUUAGGACUGUAUUUAUUUAGGGGCUGUACUCACAGGGAUUGUAAAAAUCACUGCUGCACAUCAGGGAGGGCAGAUCAGGCUCCAGGAACAUAAGCUCCAGAGCUUUGCUGAGAUGGGGAGUAAAGAGCAGCAAUAACAACGCCUGUGGGGAGGGACAGCAGUUUCUCAUCACUCCAGAUUUACAAAUCUGCUGUUGCCUCCUGAUUCCCUGUUAGGUGACAGAGGAAGGAAUGGUUGAAAGCACAUUGGGAUUCUGAGCAGCCAUUCCCCAAGGACAGAUUAUCUCAAGGUGCAUGUGCAGGAUGGCCAAUGAGUUGCCACACUGCAGAGCUGGAGAGGAGGGAACAUAGGUUUGCAGAGAUUCAUUAUUCCCAUGAGGGGAUGAAUAAUUUAUUUUAGAUGAAUUUUUCUUUGCUUUGUCUAAGGCUAAGUCUCUCACUAAAUUAUGAAUAGCUGAAGAUGAUGUUGAAGUUAUCAUUGUGUGUCUUACCCAAAGGCUUUCCCCAUUUCAUUCUCUGCAUUUCAUUCUGUAGAUAAGAGGAAAUAAAAUGAGAAAUGAAUUUUUAGUUUCAGCCUUUGAAGAACGCUACAGGGCUGAGUGUUUGGAGUUCCAUUUUCAGAGAACAAAUCCACAGUUUCCUACUUCUGGUGUAAGAGUUUUGUGCCCCUGGCUCUUGGGUGUUUAUUAGAUUUGGCAGGUCUCUAUUUGUGCAUUAGCUCUUUGGAGUUUACAGCUUUGGGGAAUAAAGGAUGAUUAUGUGUUUUCUGUACAAAAUGCCACUUUUUAUGGUUUCAGACUGGGGUGUAAUCCUGACUGUACGUGGGGUGUGACACUAACGUGAAUUAAAUGGUAACUGAUGCUCAUU
Molecule: messenger RNA, 4511 nt
Organism: Melospiza georgiana
Lineage: Eukaryota; Metazoa; Chordata; Aves; Passeriformes; Passerellidae
Gene: VPS53
Product: VPS53 subunit of GARP complex
Exons: 22
Coding region: 16-2514 (832 amino acids)
Biological process (GO): retrograde transport, endosome to Golgi
Cellular component (GO): GARP complex
Source: RefSeq, a predicted model, not a curated record